AUGAGCAAGGCUUAUGACCGGGUAGAGUGGUCCUUCCUAGAAGGGGUUAUGCUUCGUAUGGGAUUCGAUGAGAAGUGGGUGGCUAUCAUGGCUGAGACUAUUGGUUCGGUUAAUUAUCACAUCUUACACGAGCAGCAGCAGUUUGGCCCUAUCAUUCCAGGAAGGGGGCUGUGGCAAGGGGAUCCCUUAUCUCCCUAUCUUUAUCUCUUUGUUGCCGAAGGUCUAAGCGUGCUAAUUGAUCAUCAGAUGAGGAGUACGGCGGAGGAAUGUGUUAAAAUGAAAUGGGUGCUGGAUACGUUUUCCGCAGCAUCAGGACAGCAGAUUAACUAUGAUAAAUCGUUGCUUUGUUUUAGCUCAAAUGUCCAACAACAUUCUAGGCUUGAACUUGCUUCUGUCUUAGGGGUGAAUGAGGGUGAUACUACCGGCAAGUAUCUGGGAUUGCCGUCUUUAGUAGGCCGCAGGAAGAAGGAAAUUCUGGGGUUUUUGAAAGAGAAAGUGUUGAGUAGAGUACGGAGUUGA
Molecule: messenger RNA, 519 nt
Organism: Ipomoea nil (Japanese morning glory)
Lineage: Eukaryota; Viridiplantae; Streptophyta; Magnoliopsida; Solanales; Convolvulaceae
Exons: 2
Coding region: 1-519 (172 amino acids)
Source: RefSeq, a predicted model, not a curated record